Molecule: messenger RNA, 3557 nt
Organism: Didymodactylos carnosus
Lineage: Eukaryota; Metazoa; Rotifera; Eurotatoria; Philodinida; Philodinidae
Source: the annotation of a GenBank genome assembly
CGAAAUAGGCGUGAAAUGUCAAUAUUUUUUUAUUGUAUCAACUUUUUGAGCCCGAGAACGCCCAGUUAUGAGAUAGGCAAUCAUCUUCUGUAAAACUAAACCACUGGAUGCAACAAAAUCUUCGUGGACAGAUUUACCUUCGUGUGAGCUUCCGUCCUUUCCGAUAGAUUCGUUUUAUAAUUCUUUUUAAAUGUUACCCAUCAACUAGUUCUUUUAUUAAUCGAUGCUUUUUAUUUCCUAGCGAUCCGGCAGCACUGGACGCAUAUCUUCGAUCACCUGAUAAAAAUUCUACAUCAUCACAACUUCAUCAACAAAUCUCAUCACAAAAACUCGAUAAAUCCUUGCCAGAUUCAAUUCAAAAACAAACAUAUCCGUCCUCAUCGAAUACAAUGCCAAAUUCGAAUGAAAGACGUUAUGAUCAACGCGUAUAUUCAGUUGGUCAAUCACAGCAAGAGACAAAAUCGAACUAUACUUAUAAUACAAAUAAUACUAACAACAAUACGAACAACAAUAUUCAAAUAACUCAGAAUACAUUCAAUAUAAAUAACAAUGCGCCUCAAUUUUCUUCAACAUCUGCACCAAUUUCAAAUCCAACUCCGAACAAUAUUAUUGUUUUGAAUCAACAAAAUCAAUUUCCUCCACAACAACAACCAACUGUUCAAUCAGAUCAAGCUUUUGGCAAUGUACUCAAUCAAAUGAUUGGCUCACAAACGAAUGUUAACGUUAUUCUAAAUCAAACUGUUAUUCAACAACCAUUGCCAAACCAGUCAACGCAACAACCUCAAGCAGUCACAAAUGCUUCUUCUUCCCAACAAAUGGUUGCAAUCAAUAUUAAUGGGCAACAAACUCUUAUACCAUUGAGUAUGCUUACAAAACUUUUACAACAAAAAUGUAAUAAUAACAACACCGCUAAUGCAUCAGUAUCACAACCAACAUCUAGCCAACCAUCUCAACAGCAACAAGGGGUCAAGUAUGGUUUACAACAAAUGUCAGCUUCGCAGCCACAAGCAGCUACGUCUCCACAACAAUUACAACCGCAAAUCAACGGCGUAAUAUCAAAUAGUGCAUCUUUUAGCGGUAUAGAACAGCAGAAAUUAGUUGAUUCUUCUACUGUUCAAAUUCAACCAUCAAUUAAUCAGUCAUUCGUAUCGCCGCAGCAAACAUCACAUAAUGGCACUAAUAACAAUCAUCCAAUUGUCCAUUACGUACAGCAAAAUGGAAUUGGACAAAAUGCACCUAACGGCUCGAUAAUCAUUCAGAAUGAUUCUAACAGUUUACAACGUUUCGCAACGGUUACAAAUCCAGUUAGCACUAAUAAUCUUCGUUUUAUAAGCCCAGUCGCAGAUACGAGACCAGUAAUUAACAACACCUCACAACAAUUCAUAUCUCCAACAAAUUCUUUACAACAAUCUCAACUUCAAACUCGUACAGUAACCGUUUCUCAUAAUCAUCAACAACAACAGCUCAAAGGUAAAAUUCAUUCACAAGCAAAUGGUGGUAUCGUUCUGCAAUUGAAUCAGAAUGAUCCCAUAACAACAACACCAACGUCAACGUCUUCACCACUUGUUUUGACACCGGUAACGCAACAACAGCAACCUCGUAUCGUCUUUGCGACCACAUCGAACGGACGAAAACAAAUAAUCUGUGAUAAUAAAACAACAAAUAUUGUCAAUUUGGCAAAUUUAAAAUUUUUACCAGCCGAACAACAUCAAUCAAAUGCUAUAGGUUCAACUCCAGGUUUAACUUCUAAUAUCAUUAAAUCUAAUAUUUUAUUGAGUUCAUCAGAUAUACCAGGUUCGACACGUACGAUAAAUGGUAAUAUAAAUGAUAUAAACUCUACCUUAAGUUCGGUAACAACCGUUGCUGAUUUAUCCACAGAAUUAUUUAAUGAUUUACAAACACGUGGUAAAGAACCGGAAAUGGCUAUAAUUAAAAUUGAUGAAUAUUUGAAAAAAUUGCAAAAUCAAAAUACUCAAUUCACCGAUAAAGACCAUGAAUUUUUCAAACGUAUUAGAAGAUAUCGUGAAAUAUUGAAUAAUGCCGUUGAACAAGCGAAACUAGAUGGACAACAUCGAAAACGUUUAUUAGAUGUUUCAUCAACGUUAAAUACUCUUUCAUCUCAACGUUCAAUACCGACAACAUCAUCAACAGUAGGAACAGAAGUAACCGUAGGAGAUCAAGUACACAACCAUGGAACAGUAGUAGUCACACAAGCAACAUCAUCUUCAAAAUCUUUACUUCCAAACAUAAACAAUAAUAUCACCGUUGCUACAACGUCAUCAUCAUCAUCCUCUUCGCCUACAACAGUUAUUCACUUGCCAAUAGCUAAACAAAAUGAACUACUAAAUAACAUAUUAAAAAAAUUAAAAUUUGUUAAUUUAGCCGAUUUACAAGCCCAUGGUAUAUUACCUAUUGAACUUAGUUGGGAACAAAAAAUUUAUAUUUAUAAACUAGAUAUGCAAAUUGGUCAACUAGCUGUCGAUAAACAACAGCAAUUUAUUCAAUCCCAACGUGAUCUUGUGCCAAAAUAUCUUUCAAAACACAUCGGAACAAAUGCAUCGACAACAUUAAGUAUUAAUUCAAAGACGAAAAUUGUUUUUGGGGUUCCAUCUACUACCACAAAGUCACUGCGUAUUACAAGUGCAGAUUUAAUAAAUCAACAAUUGAGGAAAGAUCAUAAUGGUGUAUUAAAUCCUGAUUUUAAAUCAAAAUUUUUCAAUCAUGCCGAUGCAAUUAAACGUUUGACACGCUAUCAUGUUUAUCAAAAACAAUCACCAAAUGAUCCAACGAUAGAAGAUUGUGAACAAUUUAAUGAAUCAUUCGAAUCUGUAUCAUCCGACUUAUUAACAUCAAUACAAAAUUUAAAAGAAAAAUAUUCAAAAUUUCAUUUUUCGAAUGAUCAAUUUGAUAAUCAUGUAUACGAUUCAUAUAUCUUGGACAAAUUGCGUUAUGAUGAUAUGAAAGAAGAAUUUGAAAAUGAAAAAUUACAAUCAAAUGAAAGACUGAGGAAACAUUUUGCAGCUGAUAUUCAAAAUACUCCUACACCCGUUUAUACAUCACCAUCCGCAAAUCAACAAACUCAAUUGAAUGUUACACAUUGUUCAACUACAAGUGAAAUUGAUGAUUUUUUAACUUCGUUGAAUUCUACAUCAGAUUAUCUAUCUGGCACAUCGUCACAAGAUUUUAUUGAAAAUAAUUUAUUUAAUGAUGUAUUAUUAGAUCAAAAUACAACUGUUCCAUCUUCUGAUUCCUAUCUUUCAUAUUCGACUGAUACAAAUCAAUUUGAUUUAUUUGAUAUGGAUACGACGAGUUCAUCAAACACAACAGCUGUUGAUGAAACUCAAUUAGCUAUUAAUUCUAUAAUGGGUAUUGAUCUAUUUCAUCCAUCACAACAAUCUUCUUUAACAACUAGUACAACAAGUAGAAAUACUCAAUUGACAAGUAGUAUAUCAUCUACAUUAGAUAAAACGUUUGAUGAUCAGUUUUAUGAUGAUAUUUCAAAUACAACAUUAGAUGAAGAUGCAUUAGCUGUACAAAAUUUAUUAGGUUAUUCUUAA